AUGCUUGCCAUGUUAAUGGAAAUUAUAGCUGGCAUACCUAACGUGAAAACCGGAUGCAAUGUUAGUUUUUAUGGUCCCAGUAGCAUAGCAGAAAGUCCUCAUUAUCCUGACAUGUAUGAUGUCGGAAAUUGUUAUUACUUCAUUAAAGUCCCGUUAGGAAAAGCUUUAGCUCUGUUCUGGCUCCAUUUCAAUGUUGGAACUUCCAAAGAAGAUAAUCAAUGUCGGGGAGAUUCGGUUACAGUCUACGACGGUACCAUGUUCUCACCUCUGCGCCGAUGGACAUUCUGUGGCAACGAAGAAGUAAGAAAUCUAACAUCGACAUCGAACAUGAUGACUCUAUGGUUUAAAAGCAAUUCGACUCAGCAAUAUGAUGGUUUUCAAGUGCAAUAUGAUUCAUUCGAUGUUCCAUGCGUAACUCAGACUUAUCAAGGCAAUCUUGGAAUAAUUAAGAGUCCCCAUUUUCCCCAGCCUUUUCUAGUUCCAUCCUGUAGCAUUUACAGAAUACAAGUUCCAGCUGGUCGCGUAAUAAAAUUAACCUGGAAUAAAUUUAGUAUCAGCCCAAAUGUUCCCGUUUCUUCGUGCUUGAAUUACAUCGAAUUAUAUGAUCAAUGGCUAAAAUCAGAAAAUAAAAUUUAUAAAUUUUGUUCUGGCGACAAGCUACCACCAUCAUUUACAUCUAGUAGCAACACUGUCUACCUGACAUUCACAGCGUCUACGAUCAGCUCGCUAAAUUCAGGAUUCGAAGGUGUCUAUCGCUCAAUUACUCGAGAUGUGUGCAAUAUUAAGAGUGAAACUCCAACUGGAGCUAUUACCGUUCCUAAUAAUCCAUCGUAUCUUCACCUAGACCUCGACUGCUUUGUAACCAUCAAUAUUAUUGAUAUUGACUAUAUUAUCCUUAGAUGGGUAGAAUUUGGUCCCCAACUAUUUGACAAUCCUUCUUUAUGCAAAAAUUAUAUUGCUAUUUAUAAUGGUCUAAUCAAUUCCACUGAUUUGAUUAUGUCAUUGAAAAUGUGUCAAGAAGGAAACGCUACUACGUUGCCAGUAAAAUCAAAGAAUUUGAUCAAUGUACGCUAUCGUGUUUGGGAUUAUAAUCACUUUAAGAACUUUCGAUUCUUUUAUAUAGGGGUCUCUUCCCAACAACUACAAAAGAAAAUUAAAUUUUCCAAUGCCAGCUGUGAAGAUAUUGAAUGGUAUUAUGAAGCGCCUUUUGGAAAUGUAGUUGUUGAAUCAACAUUAUCUUGUAAAGAACCUGCUUCUAAGCUAGCCACUUGGGUCAUGAUUGUUAUUUUUUGCGGGAUUGUAAAUUAUCAUGGAAAUGUUCCGUGA
This is a messenger RNA of Trichoplax adhaerens, 1326 nucleotides long. RefSeq lists its product as uncharacterized. The coding region runs from base 1 to 1326 and encodes 441 amino acids. Lineage: Eukaryota; Metazoa; Placozoa; Uniplacotomia; Trichoplacea; Trichoplacidae. The transcript has 7 exons. The record is from RefSeq and is a predicted model, not a curated record.